Bradysia coprophila is the source of this 1809-nucleotide messenger RNA. RefSeq names its product piggyBac transposable element-derived protein 4-like. The record is from RefSeq and is a predicted model, not a curated record. Lineage: Eukaryota; Metazoa; Arthropoda; Insecta; Diptera; Sciaridae.
UUUAUUUGAAAUUUUAUGUGUUGUUUGGCGAACUAAUAAAUUUUCGAUUAAAAUGUCUUAUCACACGCGAUCUAAAUCUAAGCAAAUUGCUGAAAAAUUGGCAGAGUUGACCAAUAUUGAUCCCGGAUUAUCUGACGAAUCCGGUGGCGAAUCAGAUACAGACGAAUUUCCACCGGGAAAUCAAAGUUCAGCGGAGAGCGAACAGUCAGAUAAUUCAGAUGUAGAAAGCGAAGAUGAAGCAGAAAGUGAGAGUGAUGCAGAAGCAAGUGAGGAUGACGGAAAAGAAACCGCUGCCGACGGAACAAUUUGGAUAAAGACUUCGCUAUCUGAUUCAGCUGUGCAAAAACGGGUUGGAAGAGUGUCAGCACAAGGCAUAAUAAAAGUUAUUCCUGGCCCGACUCCUUUCGCAAAAAGAAAAAUCAGCAGCAUAACGACUGCAUUCGAAUCGAUGGUCGACGAUGAGUUUCUUGAUCACAUUCGAAAGUGUACGGAAACAGAAGCGCAUCGGUGUAUGGGCAACAUGAACUGGUCGUUAUCGUUGAAGGAGCUCAAAGCGUUCAUAGCAGUCUUGUACGCACGAGGAGCGAUGGGAUUGAAGAAUAUUUCGGUGACACACAUUUUCUCGACAAAAUAUGGGCCAGAGCUUAUUCGCGGGACGAUGUCCCGAGAUCGCUUCAAGUCAAUUAUGCGGUAUCUACGGUUUGAUUUCAAGGAAACACGUCCGGAACGACUCUUAACACGAUAAGUUUGCUAUGGCAAGAGAAAUUUGGGAUAAGCUUAUCCACAACUGUCGUUCAUGUUACGAACCCGAAGAAAACAUUACAAUCGACGAGCAACUGUUUCCGUCAAAAACUCGAUGUCCGUUCACACAAUUCUUGCCGAAGAAGCCGGAUAAAUUCGGCAUAAUGUUCUAUUUGGCUGUCGAUUUGCGAUCAAAGUUCAUUUUGAAUGGAUUUCCAUUCAUCGGUAACGACGAACCCAGUAAGUUUGAAGGGAGUGCUGCAGAUAAGAUCGUACUUCGGUUGAUGGAACCUUUCUUCGGAAAUGGAUACUGUGUUACGUGUGAUAAUUUCUUUACCAGUACAAACUGCGCAAAUGUGUUGAGAGAAAAACGGAUUUCUGUUGUUGGAACUGUAAACAAAAAUCGACGCUGGCUGCCACCGACCGCAAGAAAAAAGAAUGCUGGAUUAUGUUUGCAUGAAACAAUUGUGUUCACUGGGCCUCAGGCCGAAACUCUCACAGUCUACCAAAGCAAAAAAAGCAAAUCGGUUGGGAUUCUGAGUACACUUCACAAGUCUGUCACGGUGGAGAAUGAUAUAAACAAAAAACCAGACACAAUCACGUAUUACAACAACACUAAGUAUGGUGUUGAUAUUGCUGAUGGAAUGGCAAAAGCCCAUUCAGUUAAAGCUGCCUCACGAAGAUGGCCGGUUCACGUCUUUUACAACAUAUUGGACUUGGCUGGGAUUAACUCUUGGAUCCUCUAUAAACAGGUAACCGGCAAGAAGAUUUCGCGUCUCGAUUAUUUGUUGACAUUAGCAGACGAUCUAAGAAAGGAUUACAUGUCAGCAAAAUCAGUACCAGAAAAACGUGCUCUUGUUGUCCCCGACUCACCUAACAAAAAAAUCAAAACCGCCAGCGGAUGCAGACCACUCUGCCAAACACCAAAAUGUCGAAACAAGAGCUUAGGGAUGGCAUGUGUUAAUUGUUCGAAAAUCGUAUGUGGUAAAUGUACCACCAAGAAGCAAAUAAUUUGCAAAAAUUGUUAACCAUUUCCUGGUCAAUAACAAAAUUGUACUUUAAUCGUGA